UCUCUCUCUCUCUCUCUAUAUAUAUAUUUCCUUUUUACUUGUCUUUGUACAGAGCAUUCUCCGGCGUUAGUUAUUAUCUCAGCCAAAUGUCGGAUAGCAGCAGCUGUGUUGAUGUGAAGGUGAAUGAUUCAAUCAAUAAUAGUAAGCUGGAGUUAGAUGAAGAUAAGAAAGAUGGUUGUGAUUAUUCUGUCGACGAAUUAAAAUUCUCAAAUACUUGCGCUUUUGAUGAUGAUGAUGAUAAUAAUAACAACAACACCUCUCAAGGCUCUCAUGACUUGGAUCCUGUCCUGGUCCCUACGGAAAACCCUAAACAUCCAAUCCUCCAUCUUCAGGAAGAGGAGGAUGACAUUAUGAUGAAGAAGAAGAAAUAUGGAGGUUUGCUACGAAAGAAACCAUCAUUGAUAUCCAAGGAUCAUGAACGAGCUUUCUUUGAUUCUGCUGAUUGGGCAUUGCGCAAGCAAGCUGGAACUGCUGACAGAGCCAAGGGAGGAUCCCUUGAAGUACUUCUGCCUAAACUCGAGCCAACUCCACAUCAUCAACUUAGUUCAAAAAGAUUAGCUUAUGCUUCUUCUUCAACCAAUGACGAGUUUAAUCACGAAAACCUUUCGGAUGCUGUUAAGUUUGAUGGGGACGAGGAUGAGCUCAUUCCAGAAAAGAUCUAAGAAAUUCAUCUUUUGGUGUCAUUGCAGGCCUUUUAUUGAUAUUAUUUGCAUGAAAUAAGACAAUGUUGUCAUGUUUGAUUAAACCUAUACUUCAUCUUCAUCUUUCUCAAAAUGAAUAUUGUUUAAUAUAUAUCAAUCUAUGAUAGAAUAUCCAGCAACUAAGACUUUAGAUGGGUAUAAUCUGUUUAUUUGUGAAGAGUUUUUAAUUUGCUUUUGAUUGAAGGAUAAAGAGGGAAACACUAAUAUAUU
Molecule: messenger RNA, 911 nt
Organism: Impatiens glandulifera
Lineage: Eukaryota; Viridiplantae; Streptophyta; Magnoliopsida; Ericales; Balsaminaceae
Exons: 7
Coding region: 87-662 (191 amino acids)
Source: RefSeq, a predicted model, not a curated record